AUGGCAAAGCCUCGCGCUGGCGGCGAAGUUCGACAUGUGCCACGGCACCUUGCCUCUGGCAGUGGCACUCCACGGUUCGUGCCUGGGAGCUCCAGCUUCAAUCCGCGACCGGGAAGCGUGUAUUCGUCGCGCGCGACACAGCUGGGUCUCGGACUCGGCAAAGGCAAAGGCGCCGCGGGUCUAGGAACGAAGGGUCUGCUCAAGCGAAACAAAAGAGUACAGCGAGACACUAUUCAAGGCAUCACCAAGGGCGAUAUUCGCAGACUUGCUCGACGUGGCGGCAUCAAGAGGAUCUCAGCGACCGUAUACCAUGACGUACGCGAUGUGCUCAAGGAUCGCUUACGAACCCUCUUGCGCAGUAUCACGACCAUCGUCGAGGGCGACCCGAGUAACCGGAAGACCGUUGUAGUGCGAGAUGUGAUCUUCACUCUGCAAAGAUUGGGUAAUCCGAUUUACGGCUUCGAUGCGUCUUUCGAUGGCAAAUACCGCAAAGGUUGA
Messenger RNA from Paraphaeosphaeria sporulosa, 498 nucleotides. RefSeq lists its product as uncharacterized. Gene Ontology annotation, biological process: nucleosome assembly. Bases 1 to 498 code for a protein of 165 amino acids. Gene Ontology annotation, molecular function: structural constituent of chromatin; DNA binding; protein heterodimerization activity. The record is from RefSeq and is a predicted model, not a curated record. The transcript is spliced from 5 exons. Lineage: Eukaryota; Fungi; Ascomycota; Dothideomycetes; Pleosporales; Didymosphaeriaceae.